Messenger RNA from Lactuca saligna, 495 nucleotides. The record is from the annotation of a GenBank genome assembly. Lineage: Eukaryota; Viridiplantae; Streptophyta; Magnoliopsida; Asterales; Asteraceae.
AUGGCCAACAACGACAGUCAUCGAUUAUACAGAAUUCUCAGGGAUAUUCAGUCAUUGAGAAACAUCCUCGUAGGUCUAAGCUCUGACUCGUGUAGAACGUAUGGAGGUGGAGUUGAAAAAGUUUCGACAAAAUCAAGUGAAGAAUCUGAGAGAUUCGUUUGCAGUCAACAAUAUCAACUCCAUGAUAUUGAAGAUGAAGGGUUGUGUUGUAUCGACUCUGACUCUGAGUUUGAAGUGUUCUCUUGUGACUCCGAGUUUGAAAGCUUCUCUGAACCACCGUCACAAGACGACAAGCAACAACCUCCGUGGAACCACCAGCAACCUCCAUCACUAAUCAAUCAACUAGAUGAAGAUGAAGGGAGUGACUACGUGUUUGAAGGGUUCUAUUGUGACUCCGACUCAGAGUUUGAAGGGUUCUCUUGUGACUCUGAGUGUGAUGCGUUCUUUGAACCACCGUCAGAAUAUGGUAAUGAACAACCACCGUGGAACAACUAG